This is a messenger RNA of Monodelphis domestica (gray short-tailed opossum), 2970 nucleotides long. RefSeq names its product acyl-CoA dehydrogenase family member 11-like. Gene Ontology annotation, molecular function: acyl-CoA dehydrogenase activity. The record is from RefSeq and is a predicted model, not a curated record. Lineage: Eukaryota; Metazoa; Chordata; Mammalia; Didelphimorphia; Didelphidae.
CCUCUCUUUUCCCUCAGGCUUGUGGGGGAAGGGCUCUCGUCUCGCCUUCCCCCUACCCCUCAGCCCGGUUUAAUUUAUUUAGGUAAACACGGUCCCACUGCCCAAACAUAGAGAGCCAAAAAGAGGAAAAACUCCCACCCGAGGGACCCACAAACAACCUACGACUUCCCCUGUGAACUCCAGCAUGAACUCCACCUUCCUCCUUCGACGCCCAGAGCACUUCCCGCUCAAACCCACGACGCAUGCGCAGGUCCGACCAGGUCCCUCCUGAAGACUGCAUGAGGAGCCGCCCCUUCAUUGGACAUGGGACGGGCUCCAGAAGCCCUCCCCACCCCGCUCCUGAAUAAUUAGUCGAGACCCUGCUCCGUGAUUGGUCACCACCUCAACAAUAUGUAAAUGAGCCCCUCCCCCCAGGCUCCUCCAUCCAUCAGUCAACGGUUACUAACGGUUCUUAGGGGCGCGCGCACUGCCCAGUAAAGAUUGACAGCGCCUGCGCGAACUACUUCCUCGCCCUUAGGAGGCUCCUCUUCCUUCCCCUCUUCGGUCAGCCCAGUGCCCCAGGAUAAAGGAGCCCAUGCUGCCCAGGUGGAACCAGGCCCUGCUGGGUCAGCUGCUCCAGGGAGUUCCUGCCUGGGGACCCAGGAGAAAGAGCCACCAGAAGAGCUUGCCUGAGCAGGAUGGCAUUCCCUUUCGCAGAGCUGUCAUUGGCACAUUUUUCCAAGGGCAGCCCAGCCUUGGCAACCAGUAUUUGGAGGACGCUUUGCUCAGGGGCUAUCUGAAGAGGCAUCUGCCCCCCCAGGUCUUUGCAGAAGCAAACCAGGACCUGCAGAGGUUUGGGGCCCGAGUGUCAGGUGAGAUCCUCUCCUUGGGGCAGGAAUGUGAGGCAAUGCCCCCAAGACUGCAGCAGUUUGAUGCAUGGGGAAAGCGGGUAGACCUCAUCCUCACCUGUCCAGCUUGGAAGAAACUAAAGGGGAUUUCUGCUGAGGAGGGGUUGAUUGCCAUAGCCUAUGAGAGGAAACACUCCAACUGGAGCCGAGUGUACCAGGCAGCCAAGUUAUUCAUGUUCUCUUCCUCCUCUGGAAUGUUCACUUGCCCCCUGGCCAUGACUGAUGGUGCCACGAAGGUCCUAGAGGUGAUGAAAAGCUCAGGGCCACCAGGAGAAGCUUUCAGUCAUCUGAUCUCUCGAGACCCAAAGCUCUUCUGGACUUCUGGCCAGUGGAUGACCGAACGCAAGGGAGGCUCUGACGUGGCCCAUGGGACUGAGACAGUCGCCUGCAAGCAGGAUGAUGGUACAUACAAACUCUAUGGAUUCAAGUGGUUCACCUCAGCGACAGAUGCCGACAUGACAAUGGCUCUUGCCCGGAUCAUGGAUGCUCAGGGCUCUGUGACCAAGGGGACCCACGGGCUGUCCCUCUUCUUCUUGAAGCUGAGAGAUGAGCAGGGAGAACUGAAUGGCCUCGAGGUACAACGUCUGAAGGAGAAGCUGGGUACUCACCAACUGCCCACUGCUGAACUGCUGCUGGAUGGUGCCCGAGCACAUCUGGUUUCCCAAGUGGGCCGAGGGGUGGCCACCAUUGCCAACAUGCUGAAUGUCACCCGGAUAUACAAUUCCAUAGGUGCUGUGGGCUCCAUGAGGAGGAUGGUUUUCAUGGCUCGAGACUAUGCCACCCAGAGGUUUGUGUUUGGAAAGUUCAUCAAAGACCACCCGUUGCACACCCAGACACUGGCCCGGAUGGAGGUGCAGGUUCGAGGCGGGUUCCUCUUGGUUAUGGAGCUGGUCAAGUUACUUGGCCUGGAAGAGACCAAUAUGGCAACCACACAAGACUCUCACCUCCUCCGACUGCUGGCGUCUGUGGCCAAGCUUUACACUGGAAAGCAGGCAGUUGCCAUUGUCUCUGAGGGGCUGGAAUGCUUUGGUGGACAGGGCUACAUGGAGGACACAAACUUGCCGAUUUUUCUUCGGGACAGCCAGGUGCUGACCAUCUGGGAGGGAACCACCAAUGUCCUCGCCCUGGACACUCUACAAGUCCUGGCUAAGAGUCAGGGCCAAGUGCUGCAGGCCUUCUCAGCAUCUGUCCAGGACAAGGUGGCCUCGGCCUCAGACCGCUCCGAGCUGGCUUCUUCCGUCCAGUGCCUGCAGGAGGCCCUUGGGAGGCUGGCCUUGCAGCUGGAGAAGCUCCUAGGGCAGGGCAGCACUUCCAUGGAAAUGGCUGCCAGGGACCUGGCCUACACCUUGGCUCGCAUCUACAUAGGGGCCCUUUUGAUAGAGCAUGCAGCCUGGGCUGAGGCUUCUCCUUCUGACAUCUAUGCUUCACAGAGAUGGUGUGAACAAGACCUCUGCCCCUUGGACACUGCUCAACAGGCUGGCUGCUAUGAGGCCGAUGCUGUUUCCCGAGACAUAGACCUGGUCUAUGAGGGAAGCCCUACUUUCAAAAGAAAGGGAAGUGCCCAGGCUUCCCCCCAAACAGAAGUCUAAGCAUGGUGGAGCCCCCAAAAGAAUGUUUAACAGGAGGGAAACGUUAAGGUGCUCGACCUGUCUGAAACAUGCCACGUGCCCCCAAGGACCAGCAUGUCUUUAAUGACUUGAACCCUUAAUGUUCAGGAAAAAGAUCUGUAAAUAGUUCUUAAAACAUCCCUUAGUUUUGAUGCCUCAUAAGGAGUCACAAUUGUAUAAAUGGAGAUUUUGAACCUUUGACUUCACUCCCCAGAAGUCCUUAGUAUUUUCCAAAAUUCCCUAUAAUCUCUCCUGCGUCUCCAUGUAGGCGAGAUCACAUCAUUGGUAUUUAACUGGCUAUACCUCCUCCCACGCCCUCUUUGGCAUGAUGCAGCAAUUAGCAGUGAUGGUGGUAGGGUGGAGAAUAUUGAAAAUGGCUAACCAGCCAUGGACAUGUAUUAUUUUGUAUUCUCUUUAUUUCCUGAUUUAUAAUAAUCAUUUAAUAAAUCCUCCCUAAGAUAUAAUAUUUUCAUUCU